AUGGCAGAACCCCCGCCAGAGAGCUCUCACCCCCCACCUGGUACGCCCUUGAUCGAUUCUUCUCGAUCCUACGGAGACUCCAUGGAAGAUCCAGAUCCCCAAGCGACACGGAAACGCCCGCGUCUCGAUAGUGGAACUCGCGUGGGAGAGUCGUUAUCCAUUGACGCCCGCGCGACACCUCCGGCCGCACCUGCCUCGGAUAUGGAUGUCACCCCCGAUUCAGCUCGCCCCAGCAAAGUGACAAUCAACGUGAAGUCUCCAUUUAUUGAUAUGACUGCCGAACCUGAAAACGCCUCUUUUACACAAUCCCAAAAUCCUCAUUCUCCUGCCACCACCCCACAACCCUCAACCACCGACAACACCGACAUGACCCCAUCCAACGUGAUCUCGAUAGCUUCCUCACCGACCCAAAGCCCUGAAAUCGAGGUCGCGGAGCUGGAGGACAUGGAUCAAGACCCAAAUACAUCUAGUUGGAGACCUCUGGGGGAGGCAUUACGUGGCCAUGCCGUCUCGGACGUGGUCGAGGUCGAUGAUUCCGACGAUCCUCUGGCACUCAUUGAUCACUUUCCAAUAAUGUACGAGGGGCAGUCAGCCGAGGAAAACUUACAGCGAAUUAUUAUCAUGAUCGAAAAGCGUAAGCUCUCCUUGUCUUCCCCAGCGUGGUGGGUUUAA
This is a messenger RNA of Penicillium longicatenatum, 672 nucleotides long. Its product is annotated as ubiquitin C-terminal hydrolase. The transcript has a single exon. The record is from RefSeq and is a predicted model, not a curated record. Lineage: Eukaryota; Fungi; Ascomycota; Eurotiomycetes; Eurotiales; Aspergillaceae. Bases 1 to 672 code for a protein of 223 amino acids.